Molecule: messenger RNA, 1225 nt
Organism: Rhododendron vialii
Lineage: Eukaryota; Viridiplantae; Streptophyta; Magnoliopsida; Ericales; Ericaceae
Product: MADS-box protein AGL42-like
Exons: 9
Coding region: 225-986 (253 amino acids)
Biological process (GO): positive regulation of transcription by RNA polymerase II
Cellular component (GO): nucleus
Molecular function (GO): RNA polymerase II cis-regulatory region sequence-specific DNA binding; DNA-binding transcription factor activity, RNA polymerase II-specific; protein dimerization activity
Source: RefSeq, a predicted model, not a curated record
ACUUGGUUCUUUUUCCUCUAUCAGUCUUUCCUUUCUUUUAAUGUUUUCACCUAAACUUUUCUAGAGUUUACCAAAACAAGGCAGCAAUAAGGUUCUUGUAUUAUAGUAUGUUUUUUUUGCUUUUAUCAACGUUAUCCGUGAUUGGCUUUCCCUCAAUAGGAGUGUGGGCCAAUAACUCCCGAGGGGCGCUUGAUAGAGAUGGACAGAGAGAAUAAAAGAGAUGUAUGGUGAGAGAAAAUGUUGGGUUUUUUCUUCCCAAUCAGUUUUUUUGGUUCUGUGGAGCUGUUGUGAUAACAGGUUCGGUUUCUUCAACGAUCUUUGAGACCUGUAUUUCAGAACAAGCUGUUUUCAGGGAUUCUUUGCUAUAUCUGGAGAUGGUGAGAGGAAAGAUAGAGAUGAAGAGAAUAGAGAACGGGACGAGCAGGCAAGUGACCUUCUCGAAGCGUAGAAAUGGGCUGUUGAAGAAAGCCUACGAGCUCUCAGUUCUUUGCGAUGCCCAAGUGGCUCUCAUCAUCUUCUCCCCCACUGGAAGGCUCCAUGAGUUCUCCAGCUCCAACAUGCACAAGAUAAUAGAGCGAUACUGCGAACAUGCAAAAGAGGUGCAAACAAAGAAUCCCGAAGUAGAACACUACAUUCAGCAACUCAAGCAAGAAGCUGCAAACAUGGCAAAAAAGAUGGAGAUUCUUGAAGCUUCUCAACGGAAAUUUUUGGGACAUAGCGUGGCGUCUUGUUCGGUUGAGGAACUCCGAGAGCUUGACAACCAGCUAGAGCGAAGCUUACGAAACGUUAGGGCGAGGAAGGAGUAUUUAUUCAGGGAACAAAUAGAGCAAUUGAAAGAAAAGGAGAGACUCUUGUUGGAAGAAAAUACAAGGCUGUUGGGGAAGUGUGGAGAAAAUGAAAAGAAAGAAGUUGCGACGUGCAGCCAAAGUAGUCAGAGUUCGGAGCUUGUGGAAACCGAAUUGUCAUUGGCCAGCCUCCUCAAAUGAUCAGUGGUUCAACAUGUUGUUAUUACAUGCACAUAUAAUAAUCAUGCUUGAUGAUAUUAAUGUUGUGGAAACUUCGAAAUAUACCUGGUUUUGUGGUUCAAUUAUUGUUUUCGAUAUCAACUAUUGCAUUUUAUUAACCAGGUAUAUAUUUAUUGGUAAAUCAAUUGCGUACCAGGACAUCAGUUGAUUCUCGUUUUAAUUGUCUAUGGUGGGAUAAAUGAGAUGACAUAAAUUGUUAA